Rhincodon typus (whale shark) is the source of this 10908-nucleotide messenger RNA. RefSeq lists its product as uncharacterized. Lineage: Eukaryota; Metazoa; Chordata; Chondrichthyes; Orectolobiformes; Rhincodontidae. Gene Ontology annotation, biological process: homophilic cell-cell adhesion. Gene Ontology annotation, cellular component: plasma membrane. The coding region runs from base 1 to 10542 and encodes 3513 amino acids. Gene Ontology annotation, molecular function: calcium ion binding. The transcript has 9 exons. The record is from RefSeq and is a predicted model, not a curated record.
AUGAUUACUGGAAAGACAUCGUGGAUAGGAACAAGGCAAGUGUUGUGCUUUUUUGCCGUGUCCUGCUUUGCAAAUUUGAUUUCUGGACAAAUCCGCUACAGAAUUCCGGAAGAACUAAAGCAUGGAGCUUUUGUUGCCAAUAUUGCUGAUGAUUUAGGUUUAAAUGUCAGUAAGCUAAGCGCCAGAAGACUGCGUAUCGUGUCUAGUGCUUCUACGCAAUACUUAGAGGUAAAUUUGGGCAAUGGCAUUUUGUUCGUGAAUGAAAAAAUAGAUAGGGAGCAGCUCUGUGGUCUGAUUCUUACUUGUUUUCUACAUUUGGAAGUUGUUAUCGAAAAUCCUCUCGAGCUGUACCGUAUUGAAGUGGAGAUUCUGGAUAUAAAUGAUAACUCACCAACUUUCUUGAGGAAGGAUAUCUUUUUGGAUAUUAUAGAAUCGGCUUUGCCAGGGACAAGAUUCCCUCUCGAGAGCGCUCACGACCCAGACGUGGGCACUAACUCAGUUCACACUUAUUGGCUCAGUCCAAAUGACCAUUUUACCUUGGAUGUGGAGACACGAAGUGAUCGCAGCAAAUUUGCAGAGCUAGUGUUGGAUAAAAUGCUGGACAGAGAACAACAACAGGCCCAUCAUCUAGUUCUGGCGGCUGUUGACGGUGGGAUUCCAAAGCGGUCUGGUUCUGCCCUGAUCACUGUUAAUGUCCUGGACGCCAAUGACAAUUUACCUGUGUUCGAACAGGCAAUUUACAAAGUUUCCUUGGAAGAAAACGCACCCAAGGGGGGGUUAAUAUUAACAUUGAACGCCAGCGAUUUAGACGAAGGCUCCAAUAGCGAGAUCGUAUAUUCUUUCAGUAGUCAUACUCCGCCGAGAGUGCGCGAACUGUUUAACGUGGACUCCCAUACAGGUGAGAUUCGAGUUAAAAGUAAUAUAGAUCACGAAGAACUGAAUACGUACGAAAUCUAUAUUCAAGCCAAGGAUAAAGGUGGCCCCUAUGCAAUACCUGUGCAUUGCAAGAUUCUUGUAGACAUAGUUGAUGUGAAUGACAAUGCGCCUGAAGUGAUCCUGACUUCGUUGUCAAGUCCAGUGAUGGAAGACGCCAUGAUCGGGACAGUGAUUGCUCUCAUUAGUGUUACCGACCGAGAUUCUGGGGAAAAUGGGCAGAUUAACUGUGAGGUUGUUCAGGACGUUCCAUUUAAGCUUCAGUCGUCUUUUAAGAAUUAUUACACAUUGGUGACGACCGCUCCUCUGGACCGUGAAAGGGUACCAGAAUAUAACAUCACAAUUACGGCCACUGAUUCAGGAUAUCCUUCUCUUUCUACCAACAAAUCUAUAUUUCUAAAGGUUUCAGACGUGAAUGACAACGCUCCAAGGUUUUCGAAAUCUUCAUAUACAGUGUAUGUCACGGAAAACAACGCACCUGGCGCUACCGUUUGCUUCGUGACAGCAUUGGACCCUGAUUCGAAUCAAAACGCCUAUCUAUCUUAUUCUAUCAUGGACAGCACGAUCCACGGAUUACCUUCCAGAACCUAUGUCUCAAUCAAUUCGGAUAAUGGUAACGUUUACGCAUUACGUUCAUUCGACUACGAACAACUAACAGAUUUCCAAAUCCAAAUCCAAGCUCAGGAUGCUGGAUUUCCACCACUCAGUGGCUCUACCAAAGUAAAUGUGAUCAUCUUGGAUCAGAAUGACAACGUUCCUGUGAUUGUGUCCCCACGGCCAAGGAACGGUUCAGUUGCACUACAGAAGCUGUCGCAAUCUUUUCACCCGGGGCAGUUACUGAUCAAAGUCAUUGCCACAGACGCCGACUCUGGGCAGAAUGCAAAGCUCUCCUAUCAAUUAUUGCAAGCAACAGAUCCUACGUUAUUCAACGUGGCACUCCACACAGGAGAAAUAAGGACGACCCGGCGUUUGAGAGACAGAAAUGUCCCUAAGCAAACUCUGCUCAUCCUGGUGAAAGAUAACGGGCAACCUUCGCUUUCAGCCACGGUCUCCAUCGUAUUUUCAAUAAUGGACAACAUUACAGAUAAUCCGCCAAAAAUCAGUAAUUUGCCUGAGAAUGCAGAGCAAAAUUCCGCUUUAUUAUUUUAUAUAAUUAUCACAUUGGGAUGCAUUUCAUUUGUAUUCAUUGUGGCCAUUAUUAUCGUCGCUACCAUCAAGUACUACCAAUACAGAAACAAUGCCCAUAGCUGCAACACCACCGUCGGGAAUUGUUGUUGCAUUCAGCAUUUGAAUUCGGCAGAUGUUCUGCAAACAUCUAAAACAAAUCCCCAAGUAACGACCAAUCCCAAAGCGCCUCCUGACUUUUUGGAGGUAGGUGGAAGUGGGACUGUCUCACAGGCCUAUUAUUACAAGGUGUGUUUGACCCCUGAAUCUGCGAGGAGUGAUUUUACUUUCCUCAAACCGUACAGCCCAGGAAAGCCCAAAGGUCGAACAAGCUGUAGUGACCCGGGUGGAGUGGAAUGGAAAGGAUAUUCACCAAAACCUUCAAACACUGAUGUUUCAACUGCCAAUGUCAAUAGGAAAAUCAUUAAAUUUCGCGAGUGGAAUGGAAAUAUAACCAAUCAGGCCCGGUCCUUAUUCACUUUGCGACAGGCUAACCUGGCCGAGAUGGAGUUCCACAGAGCAUCCUAUUUUCGGCCAGAAUACAUGAAAUGUUUGCUGAAGUAUCCGGACUCUGAAGGAGAGAUACUCGGCGCCAAAACUGGUGUGACAUCAUCACUCGCUGUACGUUUUGAUCUCCAUCUAGUGGCUGAAACCUGUAAUUAUAGCUUCAACAUUUUAAGGCACCGACCUACACAGGGACGAAUGGCUCGUUUAACAUUCUGGUCAUUUUAUGUGCAGUCUCUUUAUUUGAUAUUCGGCCAAUCUGUAUACUCAGUUUACGGGACCAUUCGCUAUUCGAUUCCCGAAGAAUUGCAGAAAGGUACUAUUGUUGGGAAUAUUGCAAAAGACCUCGGUCUAGAUGUACGGCAGCUCUCCGUUCGGAAGUUUCGGAUUGUAACGGAAAAGCACAAGCAGUAUCUGGAUGUAAAUUUUGAAAACGGACUUUUGUUCGUCGAAGAGAAAAUAGACCGGGAACAGCUCUGUGAACCGAUAUUCGCAUGUGUGUUGACUUUGGAAGCUGUGACUGAGAAACCAUUUAAUUUAUAUCAUAUUGACGUUGAGAUUAUCGACAUAAACGACAAUCCACCCGCGUUCCAGAAAGGCGAGAUCCGUUUUGAAAUACCAGAGGUUGCUUCGCCCGGAGCCCGCUUUCCACUUCAAAAAGCGCACGACCCUGAUUCUUCAAGCAACAGCGUCCACACUUACCGACUAAGCCAAAAUGAUUUCUUUGCUUUAGAACUACAAAACAAUAGCGAUCAAAUAAUUACUCCAGAGCUCAUCCUCCAAAAAGCCUUAGAUAGAGAGCAGCAAGCGACUCAUCGGUUAACAUUAACCGCAAUCGAUGGAGGAUCCCCAAGCAAAUCAGGAAGUACGCAGGUUAUGAUAAGCGUUUCUGAUAUCAAUGACAAUGCACCGGUUUUCGAUGAGAAUGUGUAUCAAGUUGUUAUUCCUGAAAACGCAAAGAAGGGCUCUUUAAUUGCAAAGGUUAAUGCUAUAGAUUUAGACGAGGGAAUAAAUGGUGAAAUAGUAUAUUCUUUCAGCGAUGACACUGGUGAUAAAAUACGUAAACUGUUCAGCAUUAAUCCUGAGAAAGGAGAGAUCAGAGUAAAUGAAAUGAUUGAUUUCGAGGAGAUGGAGAAUUACGAGAUGACAGUGCAAGCAAAGGACAGAGGCGCUGCAGGAAUACCAUCGUAUUGCAAGGUCCUAGUAAAAGUUACUGAUGUUAAUGAUAAUGCUCCCAAAAUUAUGAUAAAUUCUGUGCAUGCCCCGAUUCCAGAGGACGCCCCUAGAGGGACAUUAGUAGCCAUUUUGAAAGUAACGGACAGAGACUCCAAACAAAGACAGGAGGUUUAUUGCCAUGUUUCCAAGGAUGUUCCCUUUAAACUUGACAGCUCUUUGAGUAACUAUUACACAGUGGUUACUGAUGGUGUCAUAGAUCGUGAAAAGGUGCCUGAGUAUAACACUACAAUUACAUGCACGGACACAGGCAACCCCCCGCUUUCGACUAAAAAGACCAUCCCCGUGCAAAUAUUGGAUGUAAAUGAUAAUGUACCACGCUUUACGCAGCCUUCUUUUACAAUGUAUGUGACGGAAAAUAAUGCUAUGGGCGCGUCAAUCGGAUUUCUAUCGGCAGUUGAUCCAGACAGUAAUGAAAAUGGCCGACUCUCGUAUUCCAUCCUGGAUAGUUCAGUUCAUGGUGUGCCUGUGUCCGCAUUCGUCUUUGUUGAUUCAAACAGCGGAGUGAUGUUUGCGCAACAAAAAUUCGAUUACGAGCAACUUCACGAUCUUCGGCUUUCUGCGCAAGUAAUGGAUAACGGGUCCCCACCGCUCUCCAGCAACGUAACUGUAAACGUGAUCAUAGUCGAUCAGAAUGAUAACGCCCCCGUGAUCCUAUCACCACUGGCAAAUCAAGGCUCAGCAGCAGAGGAGACCAUGCCCAGAUCUGCUGAUCCGGGUUAUCUUGUGAUUAAAGUGACAGCUACAGACGCUGAUUCAGGACAGAACGCCCAUCUAUUUUAUCAGCUUGGCCAGCCUACUGAUGAAAGUUUGUUUACCGUGGCUUCCGAAUCAGGAGAAGUAUGGACUAUCCGCCGCUUUGACACAAAAGAUUCACUGAAACAGAAAAUCGUGAUCCUGGUCAGAGAUAACGGAAAACCUUCACUUUCUUCAACAAUCAGUAUCAACUUGUCAUUGCUGGAAACUGAUCAUGCAAGUGCAUCUGAUGUCGUUGCGCUGAGGAACUCUGAAUUUUGGGCACAUGGUGCCAGAGUGUACUUGAUAAUUUCUUUUGGGAUAAUCUCCUUUGUCUUUCUUGUGGCUAUUGUAAUCCUCGCCAUUAAAGUUCACAAAGGCGCACAUGAAGAUCAUGGCGACUGUUGUUCCUCGCAGAUACUGUUCUGUGCUGUGCGAAGAGAAUCACUGCGAGGCGUUCAAAAGGCCAGUGCGGAUAUUCCAAUUCCAAUUAAUUACCAGGAUGUGCACGAAAGAGCACCCUUCCCUCAAACAGUUCGAUAUGGCGGGUGUCCGACUUCAAAUUCAGUCGCGAAGGACUUCACGCUGUUAAAGUUACAUGCUCCGCUGGAAUCAACGAUCACUGUGAAAGAUGGCUCUUUGCUAAUAGAUCACACUGCAAAGGAGCCCUUUUCUACUGUGAAGGAAACCAUUCAAACUCACCAGUUAGGUCGCUUUACUGACCAUCCCCGGCUGUAUUACCGAGACGCAUACUGGCGCCUUGUUUAUUUCAUGCUUAUCAUCUUGAUGUACCCUGCGUCGGGCAUCAUUCGCUACUCAAUUCCUGAAGAAGGAGAGACUGGUGCCUUUGUUGGUGAUAUUGCGAAGGACCUGGGGUUAUACACAGGAGAACUAUCGUCGCCCAAGUUUCGAAUAAGGUCCGCAAACGGAAAACAAAUGGUAUUUUUGCUAAAUUACCGCGAAUCGCAAUGUCUGGUGCAUUACUUGAUUCUUAUAUACCUCUCCGAGUCUGGACAUGGAAACAUUCGCUACUCAAUUCCUGAAGAGUUAGAGGUUGGUGCCUUUGUUGGGGAUAUUGCUGAAGACCUCGGCUUGGAUGUUAAACAAUUGUCCGAGCGCAUGUUUCGGGUUGCAUCUGAAAAUAAAAGACAAUAUUUAACAGUGAAUUUAAAAACUGGAGCUUUGCUUAUAAAGGAAAAAAUAGACAGAGAGCAGCUUUGUGAACAAGGCCUCAGUUGCGUUUUAAUGUUGGAGGCGGUGAUCGAGAAUCCACUUAAAAUUUAUCGCAUUGAAGUAGACAUUCUCGACAUAAACGAUAACGCCCCAAUUUUCCAGAGAAAGGAAGUUAACCUGGAAAUAUCUGAAUUGACGCCGCUUGGAAUGAUCCUUCCACUUCAGAGUGCUGUUGAUCCGGACACAGGAACCAACAGUGUUCGCUUCUAUCAACUGAGCCCAAACCAGCAUUUCACAUUGAAAUCACAAUCAGACGGCGGGCAAGCUGGCAUCCCAGAACUGGAACUGCAGCGAAAUUUAGACCGAGAGCAAGAACCGAAUCUUGAACUAACGUUAACGGCGUUUGAUGGAGGGAAUCCGAAGAAAUUCGGAACCGCACAAAUUAAAAUUACUGUAAUUGAUGUAAAUGACAACGCUCCCGUUUGUGAACAAAGUAUCUAUCACAUUACGAUUGCAGAAAAUACACCCAAAGGUACUUUGAUUGUGAAAGUAACUGCCGUUGAUAGAGACGAAGGCCUUAACGGCGACGUAAUCUAUUCUUUCAGUGAUCACACUCCUGAUAACAUCCGUGAGGCCUUUACCUUAGAUAAGGCCACCGGCGAAAUUAGGCUUACUGGAAUCGUGGACUUUGAAGAAUCAGAUCGUUACCAUAUUUCAGUACAAGCUAAAGACAGGGGCCCACAUUCAGUCGCAGUAUACUGCAACGUUUUGGUAACGGUUACUGAUAUCAACGAUAAUUCUCCUGAGAUAAUCAUGACAACCACAUCGAGCACGAUUCCAGAAAAUGCUUCACCGGACACUGCCGUAGCUGUUCUUAGAAUUACAGACCGAGAUUCUCAAAAUACAGCAGAGGUUUCCUGCGUAAUUCGCAGAGAUAUCCCGUUUAAGCUCACAAAUUCUGUAAAUAAUUACUAUACGUUAGUCACACAGGGACUAAUAGAUCGUGAAAUGGUAUCAGAGUACAAUAUUAUAAUUAUAUGUAAGGAUGCUGGAUCCCCUCCACUGUCGACGAGCAAAGCAAUAAAAGUUCAAGUUUCGGAUAUAAAUGACAAUGCGCCACGGUUUACGCAGCCUUCCUUCACCAUGCAUAUAACAGAAAACAAUGUCAUUGGUGCUUCAAUUGGUUCUGUAUCAGCCAUUGAUCCAGAUUCCAAUCAAAAUGCCGAACUUUCAUAUUCUAUUUUGGAGAGCCUAAUGGACAAUGUGCCUGUAUCCACAUUCAUCUCCAUAAACGCUGUCAACGGUGUGAUCUUCGCUCGCCAAUCUUUUGAUUUUGAACAAAUAACAAGUUUUGAAGUUCACGUGAAAGUGACGGAUGCUGGAUCUCCUCCACUCAGCAGUAAUGUUACUGUCAAUGUGAUCGUCGUGGACCAGAAUGACAAUGCCCCUGUGAUUGUGUCGCCUUUGCCAGUGGAAGGAACCGCAGUAGAGGAAACAAUACCGAGAUCCGCUGACCCGGGUUACUUAGUGACAAAGGUUACAGCUACGGAUGCCGAUUCUGGUACGAACGCCAAACUUUCUUACCAACUUCAUCUCUCCAGUGACGAAAGUCUAUUCACAGUGGCUCAGGAAACAGGAGAAAUAUGGACCAUUCGCCACUUUACACGCAAAGAUUCACACCGGACAAAAAUCGUAAUUUUGGUGAGGGACAAUGGAAAGCCAUCCCUUUCAUCGACACUAACUAUCAAUGUAUCUCUACAGGACGAUACAACAGAAAUUGUAUCAAACACUGGAAGUUUGGGGACCACUGGAGCAUGGAAAUCCGAUUUGAAAUUUUACCUGAUGAUUUUAUUUGGUACAACCUCAUUUAUUUUACUCUUGGCUAUUGUUUUUCUCGGCAUUAAGGUGUGCAGAGGCAGAAAUGAGGUCAUCAAAGAUUUUUGCUGCUUCUCACGGAGAAACUCUCUCCAUGGAAUUCAAAGGGCAAGCGUAAACCUGCAGAUACCACCUAAGUAUACCCAGUCUUAUGACAACGCGAAUCUUCCACAGCAAUUUCGCUAUGAUCCCGUCAUGAAUGAUUUACUGUUCCUAAAGUUACAUGAUUCGGCUGCAUCAAUGAUUGAUGUGAAGACUGGGACUUGUGUUGCUGCAGAACAUAAAAAGGCAUUAAUUUCUAGAAGCAAGGACACGGAUUGCAAGACAAUGGCCUUUAUGCGUAACUGCCGAGUAUCACAGUGGUCAUGUAUUUAUUUGAGUCUUGUGUAUCUCACCGAUCCGGUUUUUGGAAAUAUUCGCUACUCAAUUCCUGAAGAAUUAGAGAUUGAUACCGUUGUUGGGAAUAUCGCUGAAGACCUCGGUUUAGAGGUUACGCAGAUGUCAGAGCGCAGGUUUCGGAUUGCUUCUGAAAACGAAGGACAAUACUUAACCGUGAAUUUAGAAACUGGAAAUUUGCAUAUCCAGGAAACAAUAGACAGAGAGAAGUUAUGUGAACAAAGCCUCAGUUGCAUUCUAAUGUUACAAGCGGUGAUAGAGAAUCCACUUAGAAUAUACCGCAUUGAAGUUGACGUUCUCGACAUAAAUGAUAAUGCGCCAGUUUUCCAGAGACAGGAAGUUAACCUGGAAAUAUCAGAAAUGACAGCACUUGGAACAGCCUUUCCACUCCAGAGUGCGGUUGAUCCGGAUGCUGGAACAAAUUGUGUUCAUUCCUACCAACUGAGUCCAAACCAGUAUUUCACAUUGAAAACACAGCCAGAUGGUGGGCAAAAUGGCAUCCCAGAACUGGUGCUGCAGCGAUAUUUGGACCGAGAAAAAGAAUCGAAUUUUGGAUUAACAGUAACGGCAUUUGAUGGAGGGAACCCGAAGAAAUUCGGAACCAUGCAUAUUAAAAUUAAUGUAGUUGAUGCGAACGACAAUGCCCCGGUUUGCGGUCAAGACAUUUAUCAAAUUACGAUUUCAGAAAAUGCACCCACAGAUACAUUGAUUGUGAAGGUAACUGCCGCGGAUACGGACGAAGGUCUGAACGGUGAUGUAAUCUAUUCAUUCAGUGAUCACACCCCUGACAAAUUACGUGAAGUAUUUAGCUUAGACUCAAUUACUGGUGAAAUCAGAGUUAACGGCACGUUGGACUUCGAAGAAUCAGAUCGUUACCAGAUUUCAGUACCAGCAAAGGACAAAGGCUCACAUCCGCUGGAAGUGCAUUGUAACGUUUUGGUAAUGGUUACUGAUAGUAACGACAAUUCCCCAGAAGUGCUAUUUACCAUUACGUCGAACACGGUCGCAGAAAACGUUUCACAGGACACUGUCAUAGCUGUUCUCCGAAUUGUAGACCGAGAUUUUAAGAAUACAGCAGAGGCUUCUUGCAGAAUCUCGCGAACUGUCCCUUUUAAGCUAAUCACUUCAUUUAAUAAUUACUACACAUUAGUAACAGAUGGUGAUAUAGAUCGAGAAGUUAUACCAGAGUACAAUAUUACAAUUACAUGCACUGAUAAUGGGUUCCCUCCACUCUUGACCACAGAAACCAUCCGAGUUCAAGUUUCAGAUAUAAAUGACAAUGCGCCACGUUUUACGCAGCGUUCCUUCACCAUGCACAUAGCAGAAAACAAUGUUAUUGGUGCUUCAAUUGGUUCUGUAUCAGCUGUUGAUCCAGAUUCCAAUCAAAAUGCCGAACUUUCAUAUUCGAUUUUGGAUAGCCUGAUACAAAGUUUGCCUGUUUCCACGUUCGUCUCAAUAAACACUGUCAAUGGCAUGAUGUUUGCUCGCCAAUCGUUUGACUUUGAACAAAUAACAAGUUUUGAAGUCCGUGUGAAAGUGACGGAUGCUGGGUCACUUCCACUCAGCAGUACUGUAACUGUCAAGGUGAUCGUCAUGGAUCAGAAUGACAAUGCCCCUGUCAUUCUGUCGCCUUUGCCAAUGAUAGGAUCUGCAGUAGAGGAAACAAUACCCAGAUCCGUCGAUCCCGGUUACUUAGUAACAAAGGUGACAGCCAUAGAUGCUGAUUCUGGUAUGAAUGCCAAAAUUUCUUAUGAAAUUCAUCAGCCUAGUGACGAAAGCCUUUUCACUGUGGCUCAGGAAACAGGCGAACUAUGGACUAUUCGCCACUUCACACGCAAAGAUUCAAUCCACAUAAGAGUUGUAAUUUUGGUGCGGGACAACGGCACGCCAUCCCUUUCAUCGACAGUUACUAUUAAUGUGCAUGUAGAGGAUAAAACAGAAAAUGCAUCAAACACUGAAAUGUUGGAGACCACUGGACGAUGGAAGUCUGAGUUCAACCUUUACCUGAUGAUUUUAUUUGGCACAACCUCAUUUGUUUUGUUCCUGGCUAUUGUAUUUCUCGGUUUUAAAGUGUGCAGUAGUAGAUAUGAGGCGAACGAAGGUUGUUGCUGUUGGAAUACGUUAUGUUUCUCCCAGAGGAAUUCUCUCCAAGGAAUUGAAAAGGCAAGCGUUAAUCUGCAGAUAGCGCCCAAGUGUACAGAGGCUUAUGAAAACGAGAAUCUUACACAAAAAAUUCGCUAUGAAACCGUUAUGAAUGAUUUACUGUUCCUUAAGUUACACGACUCAGCUGCAUCAAUGAUUGAGCUCAAGACAGGGACAUGUGUCGCUGAAAAACAUGAAAAGGCAUUAAUCUCUACAAAUAGGGCAACAGAUUACGAGGCAUACAACAGCAGACAGCGGGAUUUGGAGCAAUCCUCCAUUGAAAGGUGCUCUUCAGGACAAUAUGGGAUAGGAUUGUGUACUUCGGAUAAAUGCGAAGUGGAACCUGAUCCCAGAAGGCUCGUAGAAAUACAUUCUCGUGCCUUGUAGGAGCUCUGAAUGGGUAUAUAGUGAUUCGAAUUAAUAAUGUUUUGUCGGUAUGGUGAGAAGGUUGAAAAAAUGUAUUUGGUCUGCUUACUCUGGCUAACUUACGCAAUGUUAGGCAAACUUGCAGCACAUUAUGCUCCAAGAUGAAUAACUUCUGUACAGUCAAAUUGCAUGCUUCCCGAAUGAUUGACAGCAGUGUACGUCAUAAUAAUAUUUGUCUAUAUAUAGGUAUGAAUAAAGGCAACAUCUCAUUACGUAGUUGUUAUUGUGAAUACCCAUCUUCAUAAUGCUCUGGAUUUUUUGCACAGCAAGACUGUCACCUGUAUAUAGCAAUUAAAUAAAAACUGAAAGAAAUGCGAAUGCUGUAAA